Messenger RNA from Euleptes europaea (tarantolino), 3659 nucleotides. RefSeq names its product AT-rich interaction domain 5B (gene ARID5B). The record is from RefSeq and is a predicted model, not a curated record. The coding region runs from base 97 to 3639 and encodes 1180 amino acids. Lineage: Eukaryota; Metazoa; Chordata; Lepidosauria; Squamata; Sphaerodactylidae. The transcript has 10 exons. Gene Ontology annotation, cellular component: nucleus. Gene Ontology annotation, biological process: regulation of transcription by RNA polymerase II. Gene Ontology annotation, molecular function: transcription cis-regulatory region binding.
GGGAGAGAUCGCUUUUCCCUGCCAGGACCUGAUGCAAUCCAUUCAAGCCAACAAGUUUGGAGAGAAUGUUGAGUUCAAUCAAUUCAGAACGUCGCGAUGGAGUCCAAUUCAGUCCAGUGGGUCGGCUCCCCGUGCGGUUUACACGGUCCUUACAUUUUCUACAAGGCUUUUCAGUUCCACCUUGAAGGCAGACCAAGGAUUUUGUCCCUGGGCGAUUUUUUCUUUGUACGCUGUAAGCCAGAGGACCCGAUGUGCAUAGCGGAGCUGCAGCUGCUGUGGGAAGAGAGGACUAGCAGGCAACUUUUAUCCAGCUCCAAACUUUAUUUUCUACCCGAAGAUACCCCCCAGGGCAGAAGCAGCGACCAUGGCGAGGAUGAAGUUAUUGCUGCCUCAGAGAAAGUAACGGUGAAGCUUGAAGAUUUGGCAAAAUGGGCCCAGGCAGAUUUCUCAAAAUGGAAACGUGGCCUUCGAGUUGAAGCCCUCAGACCUGCAGAACUGGGCAAGAAUGGACAGAAAGAAGCCUUGACGAGGUUCAGGCAAUCCACACACAACAGCGGCCUCAACUUUAAAGACAUUUUGAAAGAAAAGGCUGAUCUGGGUGAGGAUAAUGAAGAUUCGAACGUGCUGAUCCUCAGCUAUCCUCAAUAUUGUCGCUACCGUUCCAUGCUGAAACGCAUUCAAGACAAACCAGCCGCUAUCCUAACAGACCAGUUCGUAUUAGCCCUAGGGGGCAUCGCCGUAAUCAGCAGAAACCCACAAAUCCUUUACUGUCGAGAUACGUUUGAACACCCGACUCUUACUGAAAACGAAAGCAUAUGUGAUGAGUUUGCGCCAAAUCUUAAAGGCAGACCACGCAAAAAGAAGCCAUGUCCACAAAGAAGAGAUUCGCUCAAUGGCAUUAAAGAUUCCAACAAUAACUGUGACAGCAGAGCAGUUGCCAAGGUAAAAUGUGAAGCUAAAUUGCCUUUGUCCAAAACCAAAAAUAACAGCAACUGCAGAAAGGGCUCAAGUGAGGAUAAAUCAAAGGUUUCUGUAGGAGAAGAAUGCAGAACGGAUGAACAGGCAUUCCUUGUGGCACUUUAUAAAUACAUGAAAGAAAGAAAAACACCAAUUGAACGAAUACCCUAUCUAGGUUUUAAGCAGAUUAACCUUUGGACUAUGUUUCAAGCUGCUCAAAAACUGGGAGGAUAUGAAACAAUAACAGCCCGUCGACAAUGGAAACAUAUUUAUGAUGAAUUAGGUGGUAACCCUGGAAGCACAAGUGCAGCCACAUGUACUCGUAGACAUUAUGAAAGAUUAAUCCUGCCAUAUGAAAGAUUUAUUAAAGGAGAGGAAGAUAAGCCACUACCGCCUGUGAAACCUCGAAAACAAGAUAAUGUUCCCCUGGAGAGUGAAAGUAAGACAAAAUUGUCUGGAACAAAACGGAUCAAAAAUGAAAGCCAAAAGAGCAAAAAAGAAAGAGAUAAUACACAGAAGUCCCAGGAUGCACCUGAGGUUUCAUCUGAACAAGAAAAGGAUCCAGAAUGUCCAGACCAGAAAAGCUUAUCUGAACUAAGUGUAGUAGAUGAGAUGAAGCCAUCUAUAGAAGAGCACGAGGCACCAGUGCCAGAUGCAGCUGGAGGAACACCUCUGGAAAAGACCAACCCAAAGGAAACCAACUCAUACACUGAGGAAGUCAAGGAAGAGGUUUCACCCGAGGACUCCUUUUCAAGCACUUUGGUGCCCUCAGAUGCAGAUGCUGUUUUGGAUUCAACAGCUAGCAAACUAUCCAGUCUGCCAGAGGACCUGGAUGAACCAAAGCAGGAACUCAGAGCACAGAGAUUUGCCAACUACCUAGAAAGCGAUGCCCACGAAAUUCCAUUUAACAACUUCUCCACUGUUGAGCUGCCAAGUCAGAAUGAAAUAGCGGACAAUAAACUCCCAGAGAUGGCAGACUACAUUGCCAACUGCACAGUCAAGGUGGACCAGUUAGGAAAUGAGGACAUACACAAUGCACUGAAGCAGAGCCCCAAAGUCCUUGUAGUACAGAAUUUCGACAUGUUCAAAGAAAAAGAGCCUUUGGGUUCCAUUGAUGGCGAUCCAGGUUUCAGUUACACGCCACUGCUGUACUCCAAAGGCAACCCGGGCAUCAUGUCGCCCCUAGCGAAGAAGAAGCUCCUGUCGCAGGUCAGCGGGGCAAACCUCUCGUGUAGCUAUCCUUAUGGCUCGCCCCCUCCUUUGAUCAGCAAGAAGAAGUUGAGCAGCAGAGAAGAGCAGUCACUGAGCAUGCCCCAAGCUCUUCAUGCCCCUGUGAUGGAGGCCGCAGUGGUCAGCAGGCCCUCUGUGAUCCAACACGUACAGAGUUUUAAGCCCAAAAAUUCAGAGGAAAGGAAACCUGUGAACGAAACCUAUCGGCACGAGUUGCUGUUAAAGAAAGUGGAUUCGGAGUGCUGUGAUUUUACCAAGCAACACCUGACUACUCUAGCUGAGUCCUAUGCGCUGAAAUCAGAAAUUCAGGAUAUGAAAGACAGAAUGAAUGAGAAGAGAGCCCUCCACCAUUCCCACAUGCCCACCUUCUUGACAGACUUUUACUCGUCUCCUCACCUGCACAGCCUUUAUAGGCACACCGAGCACCACCUUAAUAACGAACAGACGUCCAAGUAUCUCCCUCGGGACAUGUUCAGAGAGUCGGAAAACAUUUCCAUGUUCCCUCAGCACAAGCACCUGGAUAAGCGUAACUUAUGCUAUCACCCCCCUUUACAUCAACAAGAGAAAAAGACCCCACUGGAUGCCUCUGUGGAUGAUCAGCCGACUGAUCUGAGUCUUCCGAAAAGUUCCCACAAGCAGACUGCAAAAGGUGUGGGGUCCAGCCUCUUGCAUGCUUCAGCGGGGCAUCCAGAGAGCAAAAGUAUGCCCCAGUUCCAAGCCCUGAGUGGCCAGCCUCUGGGCCUAGACUGUAAUCCCAAAGCUUGUCGUGUCUCCCCAAUGACUGUCUUGGCACCCAAAAAGCAGCAUAGUGAGCCCUUCCUCAGGUCCAGCAAACCACAGAACUUGAGGAAGAUGGAAGGCAUGGCCCACCCCAUCCUCAGCCACAAAACAAAUGUCCAACCUGUCGGGGCAGCUCGGCCUUUGAAGCGCAGCCUGGAGGAUUUGGACAAAGCCAUUUCAGAAAAAAAGAUCCGCGCUGUCUCACCCCUGCGCUUACCAAAGGAAGCACCCACUAAAGAUAAGGGUCUCGAGCCAGAGGUUGAUGGCAGCAAACUGGCGCAUGGCCUGCCCUCUGGCAGCAUGAUCGAGGGCCACAAAUUCCCCCUAUCGAGCCCUAUCUUCACAGGUUUGUACCCAGGGACUCUCUGCAGCGGCCUAAGCAACCGCAUUCCUGCUGGGUACUCUCAUCCUCUGCAGUACUUGAAAAACCAGACAGUGCUUUCUCCACUAAUGCAGCCUUUGGCUCUCCAUUCGUUCAUGGUGCAGAGACAAUUCCUUACCUCCCCUGGCAAUUCGCAGCAGCUUUACAGGCAUUUAGCUGCGGCAACUCCUGUCGGAAGUUCGUACGGUGACCUUUUGCACAACAACAUUUAUCCUUUGGCUGCUAUCAAUCCUCAGGCUGCUUUCCCACCUUCUCAGCUGUCUUCUGUACAUCCAAGCACAAAACUGUAAAUCCUCCCUUUAAAAACAAA